UCUGGAGUUCCUCAGUGCUGCUGGAGGAGGAGAGGUGCGGACCUUACCGCCGGGACAAACAUCAUGUGUUGACAAGUCAACCAUGGAUGUGUUUAUUGCUUUUGGAUGAUGCUUCCGGCGCGCAUAUAGAAGGUCUCCAGACCAUCUGAUCCCAUCUGCCUCUGAGGACAGGGAGCAAAUGCCAAUCAACUGAAAAAAGGAUUAAAUCAGGAAUUUGUCACCUCAUCUAAGUAGGUGUGAAUUGCUGGCUGGGAAUCAUGGGGAACCAGCUGACUGAUAUCGCUCCAAACACGCCGUUCCUGCCAAACUUCCAGUCUCUGCACGUGGUGGUUAUCGGGCUCGACUCAGCUGGCAAAACCUCUCUGCUCUACAGGCUCAAACUGAAGGAGUUUGUGAAGACGAUCCCCACCAAGGGCUUCAACACAGAGAAGAUUAAGGUGGCUGUGGGGGCUUCUCGGUCCAUAACCUUCCAGGUUUGGGAUGUUGGUGGGCAGGAGAAGCUGCGCCCGCUGUGGAAAUCUUACACCCGCAGAACGGACGGGAUGGUGUUUGUGGUGGACUCCACUGAGUUAGAGCGUAUGGAGGAAGCCAAAGUCGAGCUCCAUAAGAUCACCCGCACCUCAGAGAACCAGGGUGUCCCGGUGCUGAUCCUGGCCAACAAACAGGACCUGGAUUCGGCCUUGUCUGUCAGCGAGGUGGAGAAGCUGCUUUCCGUACACGAACUGAGCAUGUACACACUGCAUCACGUGCAGAGCUGCAGCGCUGUGGACGGUCAGGGAGUCCAGCCAGGCCUGGAGAAACUUUAUGAGAUGAUCCUCAAGAGGAAGAAGAUGGUGAAACACAACAGAAACAGAAAGAGAUGAACCCUCAGCUCACACUGUGGAUAUUACCUGAGGAGAUUUAUCCACUGUUGAGACACUUCCAGGCUUAAUGGUCCCUUUUAAUGGGAGAGCGAUUUGUGCCAACAAAAUAACAAUUACACAUGGCCUUAGGGUCAGGAGGAAUGGAUUUGGUCAUAAUAAUUGAAGCAGUAUUGACAUAUACUUUGUUCUACAAUCGUGCAGCUGCCCUUUGAAAGCUUAAGCUAUAGAUUGAAAGGAAACCUUGAUAGCGUUAGUCUUCCCUAAGUGCUUUUCUACACUUGUUUUAAAGAAGAUUUCUAACAAGGCAUUUGCCUGGUAACUUUAGGACUAAUAUAUGAACUCAUUUACAUUCAUGCAGCAGGUAUAUGGUGAAGAAAAAUAUGAAAUUAAACUGAAAAAUGUCAUUAUAUUCCUUCACUGGCUUGCACAGAUUCUGCCCCACUAAAUAGGUGUUUUUGUUCCACAAUGUAUGGAUACUUCCCCAAGAUAUUUACUCCACAUUUUUGUGUUUGUGCUGGAGAUGAAGAUUUCUGUUCUUGUAAAUGAUAUAUAAUGGAAGUGUGAAAGCGCCAGAUGAUAUUUAAUUUCAUUGCCAUUGAACAAUAAUCCAAAGUGCAUUCCCUUCAUGGCCACAGAGGUUAAGUUUCAGUUCCUUUAACAAUAGUGUUUAUACGAAUUGUACAUUUUUGUAACACUGAAGACUUAAUAAAUCAAAGCA
Thunnus maccoyii (southern bluefin tuna) is the source of this 1581-nucleotide messenger RNA. It is a transcript of the gene arl4d, whose product is annotated as ADP-ribosylation factor-like 4D. Gene Ontology annotation, biological process: vesicle-mediated transport; intracellular protein transport. The record is from RefSeq and is a predicted model, not a curated record. Gene Ontology annotation, cellular component: cytoplasm. Bases 258 to 863 code for a protein of 201 amino acids. Gene Ontology annotation, molecular function: GTPase activity; GTP binding. The transcript is spliced from 2 exons. NCBI's taxonomy places the organism in Eukaryota, Metazoa, Chordata, Actinopteri, Scombriformes, Scombridae.